Messenger RNA from Nannospalax galili (Upper Galilee mountains blind mole rat), 763 nucleotides. RefSeq names its product testis, prostate and placenta expressed (gene Spmip8). The transcript has 7 exons. The record is from RefSeq and is a predicted model, not a curated record. Bases 3 to 653 code for a protein of 216 amino acids. Lineage: Eukaryota; Metazoa; Chordata; Mammalia; Rodentia; Spalacidae.
CUAUGGCCCGCAUCAUCGACUUAGUGCCCUGGGACGAUGGCUCCACCCAUGUUUAUACUUCCCCGGCCAUCCUGAUCCCGCUAGAGCGUGUGCGCAAUCCACUGGCCGGCGUGAAGCACCAGCUGUACCACCCGUUCCUGCCCACUCUGCGGCGCAUGGACAUGGACACGGUCAAGGGCUGUCUCUCAGAUGAGCACUCCCAGUCUUCCACCUACUGCCAAAAAGAUGAGUUUGACAAGGCCCACUUCACACUCCUGGGAGUCCCCAACAAACCCUUGCAAUGCUUGGACUUGACAGGGGCCGGCCGGAAGCUCUGCCAAAGGUACCGCGAGGGAAAGCUGGUGCCCAUCGCGCCAGGUAUGAAUCGGGUAGACUGGCCCUGCUUCACGCGUGCCAUCGAGGACUGGUCCCACUUGGUGUCCACGGCCGGCGAGUUCAAGCUGCCUUGUGCAAACAAGAGGGUUGAGAGUUUCAGAGGCUACGCAGUGCGGUACCUGAGGCCGGAAGUGACCCAGAACUGGAGGUACUGCCUUAACCAGAACCCCAGCCUAGACCGCUUCGGACAGAAGCCCCUGCCUUUCGACUCGCUGAAUGUGUUCCGGCACUUUGGCUCCCACUACAGUCAUAUCAACUAUCUGACUCCCUGGCAUUAAUCUGUGAAAAGGAGGCUGAUCCCCCUCUGGCUGUCCCUAGCAGGACAGAGGGCCUAUGGUGGCACCACUCAUCUCCCCGGGAGUUCAGUUCAAGAAAUAAACCUAAUGCU